AUGACAGAGAAAGAAGAUGCUACCAAUAAACCCGAAAAAGAACCAUUAGAUGACGAAGCCUUAGAAAAAUUAGCUGUAGAAGAACUAUUACGAGAAGCAGUCCAAGGCGCUGCCAGAGCUGAAAUAGUCGGUCCCUCUGGUUGGAUCAAGGCUCCUCAACAAAAAACAAACAAGCGUUUCUUAGUGAAUACACUACGCAAUGCUAACCAUCAAUUAAGAAAGACAGAUCUAAAAGAAAAAAUUAAAAUGGAACAAAACGAUGUAAACAAGUUAAUAAAUGAUAUUUUUGGCAACAAUGAGGCAAACUGGAAACCUUCAGACAAAAUUCCUUUAAUAACCAAAGAAAUUGAACAACUUAAAGUUGAUUUGAAAACAUAUUUCAACAACACUGAUUUUGAUAUACCAGCAAUAUUAGAGGAAAGUACACAGCUAUGUAAAGAAAGUAAUUUGCUUGUCGAAGACAUCAAAAAAUGUGCUCAAGAAAUUGAGCAACAGACCAUGGCUGAAAUAGUAAGGUCUAUUGAGAGCCGUGACCAAUUAACUAAAGAACUGCAACAAAUUAAUUUUGCCAUGAAUAUAGUCUACGAUGUAGUGCAAUGCGGGAAAUACGUUAAAGAUUUUGAAGAUGGAAGAACUGCUCAAAGCUUCACAAGAGCCAUAGAAGCUGUGUAUGACCUCUUACAAUAUUUAGAACUGCCUGCUGAGGGUUUUGGGGAGUUAGAAGUGUAUACAAACACUAAAAACAAUGCACAAUUAAUAUGGGAUAAUUUAAUCCAUGAUUUAUAUACUGAGUGGACACAUAUGGUUUCUUGGAAUGUAGAAGCUAAGCCCCGCAAAACAGUAGUAACUAUAACCUUAAAUAUAGAAGAUUCAAUUGUAGCAGUAGAUAUCUUGAACGCACUUGAUAAAAGUAAGAAAUUGCCUGAAAAGGUGCAGGAGUUUUCUCAGUUCUUAUUGAAUGAUGUGUUAGUUCCUAUUAUACACCAUGAAUGCACUCUGUGUGAACAAACAACAAGGCUCAUGACUAUUACAAUAAUGCCGAAGCCAAAUUACAAGCCACCGUAUCAAACUGUCAAAGGUAAUUUAAGAUUACUAUUCCAAUAUCUUCUCGUCAAGCUGCAUGUUAAGUUUAAGAAUGAUACAAAUAUUAUGCAGAUGGUUGGCCACAAUAUCAGUUCUGAAUUCAGUGCUAUCUUGGAGAGAGAUUGUCUCAUUGAUACUAUACCGAACAAUAUAAAUGAACUCCAGAAUUAUGGUAGAAUAACCUCUGAAAUAGAAGAUUUUCAGAGAUUUUUAGUUAUACUCAAGUUCUUCAGAGAAGACCACUCUAUUUUAAAAUAUAUAAGAAAUAUUGAUGUUUUAUUUGCUAAUAAGUCUACCCAGUAUUUUUUGGAGACUGCAAGGAGUAUAAUGCUAAAGGAUUUGAGCAUCACAAUGUCAAUUGGUGUUGAAAGUAUUUCUGAUAAAAAAGUCUCUACAAAAGAAUCCGAAGAAGAAUCAGAAGCUUUGAAUAUUCUUAAUGAAACAAUUCCAAAGAGUUUGUUCUACUUUCCGAGAUGUAUGAUUUCAAAGACUGCCCAGGAGUUGUUGGAUUUAGUGUAUGUAAUGAUGGAGCAGGCUGUGCAGUGUUCUGACGUAGUGUGUAAGAAAUUGUACAAUACAACUAGACUCGUCUUCGAGUUGUAUGAUGCUGUAGUUCCUUACCAUCAUGAGAACUAUUUGCAGACAAUUCCACAAUAUGUAGCACUAUUUCACAACAACUGUAUGUAUAUUGCACACAACCUUCUAACAUUUGGAGAUAAGUGGGCAACUCUUAUGGAGGGACGAGAGCUUGAUUACCCCAUAAGCUUCGUGGACCUGGUGCAGAAGAUGCGUGACCUUGGAUACAAACACUUGACUAUCCAUAUGCAGCAGCAGCGGAAGCAGAUUCUUGAUAAUAUUAGGUCUUCAGACCUUAAUUGCAUAGUAGUGAAGGACGUUUUGAGCGACAACGCAGAGGCAGCUGUACGACAAUGCCUAAGGCAACUACAUUUAUUGAAGAACGUUUGGAUUGGCGUAUUCCCGAACAACGUGUUCACGAGGUUGAUGGCAACUCUGGUAGACAUGUUUGUAGAAGAGUUAAUUCAUCGCGUUUGUACGGUGGAGGAUAUAUCCAUGGAGAUGGCAACACAGCUCACUGAGAUGUACACUAUUGUUGUACAGAAAGCUCCGCAUUUAUUCCAAUCUCCCAAGGAUAUAGAACAACACGUCAAAUCCUGGAUUAAGCUCCAGGAAUUGAUCUUCGUGCUCGGCGGGUCUUUGAAGGACAUUGAGAACCAUUGGAAAGAUGGCACCGGUCCACUUGCGAUCCAUUUCAGAACUGAAGAAAUACGCAGUCUUAUCAAAGCUCUGUUCCAGAACACGCAAAUGCGCGCCAAUUUGCUUUCUAAAAUAAAAUAA
Messenger RNA from Arctia plantaginis, 2439 nucleotides. Lineage: Eukaryota; Metazoa; Arthropoda; Insecta; Lepidoptera; Erebidae. The record is from the annotation of a GenBank genome assembly.